AGCUGCUCGCCUGCCUGCAAUCCAACAUGGAGUAGAGAGAGAUGGGGCUCUAGCGGGGCCACCCCUCGGUAACAACAGCGACGACGCGCUUUUUACGCACAACUGGAACCGGAGUCGUCGGUGAAAACAUGCGCCUUAGGACUUAAAAUCGGAGUGUGUGCCCUGUGUGCCCGUGUGUGUGUGCGUGUGUGUGAGUGUGUGUGUGUGUGUGUGUGUGUGAGUGAGUGUGUUUGGGGAGGGGGGGGGGCGAAGAGAAGAGCUGGAUUCGGCUCUAAAUUGUCUGUAUAGGCUACAUUACCUACAGAAGGCGAUGGUGCUAUUAAAGUUAUAGAAAAAGGGGCAUUUGCGAUCCAGGAGAAACUGGGUGGCUCCGGGGGGGGAAAGUGAGGAAAAGAAGACGGAGGUACAGCCAGUCGUAGGCAAACCAAAGAGCCGACACUCGCACAAAGGCGCAGGGGGGAUUUAUGCGGAAUUGGAGACAGAAUCGGAGGAGCCGCGGUGAAAGAAUGACGAGCGAAAAGUAUGCAACCGCCGUGGUACAAUACCUGAGGUGAAACGAGAAAAUGAUAGAAGAAACACACCCAAACGAUGACAGCUACAUCGUGCGUGUGAAAGCGGUGGUGAUGACGCGGGACGACUCGAGUGGCGGCUGGCUGGCCCAGGACGGGGGAGCUCUGAGCAGGGUGGGCGUUUGCCGCCUCCUGCCGCCAGAGUUGGCGCCCGUCCCGGCCUCCAGCAGCUCCCAGUUCCUCAUCCGUGGUGAGCGGCUACGGGAUAAACAGGUGAUCCUGGACUGUCCACUGAGGAAGGAUCUGGUGUACACCAUAGCAACGCCCACAUUUCAUCAUUGGAAGGUGGAGGACAGGAGGUGUGGCCUGUCCUUCCAGAGUCCAGCUGACGCCAGGGCUUUCGACAGGGGGGUACGGAAAGCAAUCGAGGACCUGGCUGAAGGCUCCACAACCUCCUCGACAGCACUCCAGAACGAGGGCGAGCUGGGUGACGACGACGUCUUUACCAACACCACAGACAGCUCAUCCAACUCCUCCCAGAAGCUGGAGAGCUCUCUGCAGCCGCUCGAGUCCUCGCCCCUUCCGCAGAGGCACAAGUGCGUGAUGGGACAUCGCCAUGACCUCCACGACCCCUACCGGCUCUCAGACCACUACUUCUUGGACCAGCCGUCUCGGCUUCCCCGCCAUGUCACUUUCCAGGAGGACGAGGAAAUCGUCCGUAUCAACCCACGGGAGCGCAGCUGGGAGCGAACCACAGAGCAUCACCAUGGCCGCCAGUCGGAUCGCCCCUGGCUCAGGGGCUACGAGGACUACCGCCACGCCACUGUGCGGGACAAGUUCAUCCAAAUGGACGACUCUGAGUCCUACGUCCACUUUGCCAAGACGGAGGCACAGAAGCACGACUACACCUACCCAUUGGCACCGGCCCUGUCGCCCUCAGACUCUGACCCCGCCCUCGGACCCUUGACCAAUAAGGGCCAUAGCGGCUCGUAUCGCCAUGGCUUCUCCUCUGUGGUCUCCAGCCAGCCCCGCUCUUUCCUUCCGAGCUCCUCCCCAUCCACCAAUGGCGGGAAGGGGCGGAAGGAGGACGGGAUGGAGCGUGCACAGUGCGAGCACUGCGGCGAGGCCUUUUACAUCUCCGACAACCGGAGAGGCCGGUGCCAGGAUGCCCCGGACCCUGUGCGGGCGUGCAUCCGGCGGGUCAGCUGCAUGUGGCUGGCAGACACCAUGCUCUACCACUGCAUGUCUGACCCAGAGGGGGACUACUCGGACCCCUGCUCAUGUGACGGGGGUGAGGGCAGCGGGGGAGGCCGACUCGGCACACGUUGGUUAGCCCUGCUCGGCUUAUCUCUGGUGGCGCCCUGCCUCUGCCUCUAUCCGCCUCUCCACGCUUGCCAUCGGGCGGGGCUCACAUGCGGCUGCUGCGGAGGCCGACACAAGGCCCUGAGCUGAGCCGGCGUGCUUGGAAACCUCUCAGAGGAAACGAUAAAAACCUAAACCCAACGCAAGCACAGGGAAAGGGAAGGAUGGGGAAGUACAGAGAGGACAAGUGGUCAUGGCUGCUCGCUCUCUUGCCUUGGUUCCUCUGGGUUUCUCUACAAAUUCCAGACACUGAAAUAAGCCAAAAAAAAAAAAACAGUUGGUGCAUUUUCUGAACGGCCUGGGAAGAUAAGCUCCCCCUUACGGCAGACAGUUCUCUCACCUCUUCACAUGGCCAUUUCAUGCUCUGUUUCUAGUGAGAGAGCACUCUUUUUCAGGGGGCCUUUUUUAUAGCUGACCUAUAUGUCAUGUAUCACAUAUGCAGGUACUUUAUACUUUGUACACUGACUCGGCGUCAAAGAACUUGAAUUGUUUCUUUGUUCUCUUUUUUUUUUUCUCUCCUUUGAUGUACGCGUGGCCAUUUUGUUUAUAUUCUAUUCCAAUAUCAGGCCCGCUCAGCUCAACUCCAGCUACAAGAAAGAUCAGACACUACACCUCUUUAUGUGUGCGCGAGUGUAUGUGUGUGUGUGUGUGUGUGUGUGUGUGUGUGUGUGUGUGUGUGUGCGUGUGCGUGUGGACGGUGUAUGUGAAUGCUUACAAUGUGCGCCGAGGCCUUUUUGUUGUCUGUACUGCAGCUUAUAGUAAAGCUCAUGUAUAUAGUCUACAUAGCUCUCCACCAUCAACAUCUUCUUUGUUCACUGAAACAAACGUGGUACUCAUCUUAAUCUUCUAAUAUCCCAAAGAUUCGUGUUUUUAUCCUAUUUAUUUUCUCACUGAAUUGAUCUACCAGCAAAAGGGUGCUGGGUUGAGAUUUGACUCACUGAAAGAGACGGUUUCUCAAAUCAUGCUACAACACUCUAGCGACCGUCUCCCCGCUCCUUUCACGUUAUUUCAAACAGUGCCUAAACAAUUACCUAAACCAGGAACCCUAUCCAGUCUUAGAAUUACAGUAGUGCUUUUUGGCUCAUUUUACUUAACAUACACUUGAAGCAGAGUGAGAUUUUAAGGCUCUGAUUUCCUCAUUCUUUGCAGAACCUCAGCCAGCAGUCCGUGUCACACCGAGGACUGAGAGAUCAUUCGAAGAUACCGUUAAAAUUGGUGCCUGUUAUGCCUUAAAAAUUUGGAGCCUGGCUCCAAACUUCACCCCUCUGAAGAUGUCUGCUAUAAUAAAAAAGCGUGAGCAUAGUUAUGGCUCCAAGCAAUCAGCCUCACCAUAUACUCCUAGACACUUGGUUUAAGCUAUUUUUGUAAUGAAAAGGAACUCUUUAAAAUGGUUCUCAUCAAGUGUGUAAACUAUGGACUCCAGUUUGCCUGCGAUGUACAAUCAGCUCCCCUCCUGAAGCCCAGCGCUCCAACAGAGCCCAACCAGUCACAUGUGGAACAGCAAAGUCCAAGUUUAAAACCAUCACCAUAUCUCCUAUAUUGAGCAAAGAUAACUAUAUGUUAUUCUCAUGUUGUUAAAGGAAUAGUUUGACACUUAUUAGAAUUAGUAGUAGUAGAGAAGAUUGAUAGCGCUCACGUCUGUGUGCAUUAAAUACGAAGCUAACCUAGAGCCAGGAAGUGGGUUGCUUAGCUUAGCAUAAACACUGUAAACGGAAGGAAGCAGCUAGCCUAGCUCUGUCCACCUAGCAGCACCUCUAAACCUCACUAAUUAACGCAUUAUAUCGCAUUUGUUUUAUCCACAUAAAAAUAACAAGUUGUGGUGUUACGUGAGGUUCGUUACAGUGACUGGUAAGAAAUUGUCCAAACGAGAUACAAAUGAGCUUAAGAGGCGUUUUUUGGUUUGUUUACUCAUUCUUACAGAGCCAGGCUAGCCGUUAUGCUAAGCUAAGCUAAGCUAAUCUUCUCUUGGCUGCCGGGCUCUUAUCGAACUCUCAAACUAUUCCUUUAAGGCCAAAAUAUUUUAUUGUAAAUGGGAGAUAAACAUGAGUAAUAACUUGCUGAAACCACAGUUACAUGUGACUGGUGCGCACUAUUCUCCUCCGUACUAGAGCAUUUUUUUUCCCUCCAUGCCAGAUUUAGUACAUCGCGCCCCCCCCCCCAGAGGGAGUAACGUCAGAUGUUUGACAACAGCUCAAAUUAAACAAGAAUGAAACGGUUCGACAGCCUGUUCAUUCAGGAUUGUAGUGGAUGUGUUGAUGUACAAACUCAGGCAUUGGAGGCCAAAAAAACGCUGUCCUUGCUGUGUCACCUGCUGUUUGAGUGACAUCGCAGCCGGCCAAUCACGGCAUCGGGGAUGUGACCAGGAACACAAUAAGCUUUUCGAAAAAUAAAAUAAAUAAAUCAAUAAAAAGAAGCAGCACAUCAGCAGAGUCCCUUUGGAAAAGAACAGGAGUCCAGAAAACAGCUGAAGUCCUGGAGACAAACAUCCAUCCCUGAUUGUUUUGCCAAGGAAAUGUCACUUACUGUAGUUGAAAUACAGAAUGCCUGAGGAUGUCCUUUUUCCUUCCCUGGUUGUGUCUGUUUCAUACAUCCUGUCCUGUGUACCAGUUUGUAUGUCCUUGGGGUGUGUGUGUGUGUGUGUGUGUGUGUGUGUGUGUGCGUGUGUGUGUGUUUAUGCCACAUCCUUUUCCCCUCUCCUGCUCCUUGAUCCAAAGCUACUGGGAUCAGCUGAAUAUGCUAUCAUAAACUAACACCUAGCCAGUAUAAUCAGAUCCUUCGAUGAUGUGAUGUAUCAGGGACAGGGCCAAUCAGAUUGGAAAGAGUGUGUGUGUGUGUGUGUGUGUGAGCAUUUAAUCUUUUGUCUCUGUCUCAUCUGGUGUUUGAGUGUGUUUUCACACGUCAGAGCCAUUUACAAGUGCCUGAACGCAUCUUCUGUAUCUCCUUGUCUUUAAAUUGAAAAAAAUUUAAGAAAUGACUCCCUGUAUUGAAUUAGACCCAUUUUUUUACGCUUAGUAUUUUUACCUCUGUAAAAAAAAAGAGCAAAAAUUAUAUUAUAUAUAUCAAGUGUAUGUUGUACAUUUUUAUUUCUAUUUUGUUUUUUUAAAAUAACUGUUUCUAACAUGUACGAUGGAUGUAGCUCUUGCUUUCGAGAAGGAACAGGAAGUACUUUGUAGAUACUGAAGGGUGGCCAGGUCUGUGAGAAAACUAAAGUGAAAUGUGUGUCUUACCUUCCGCCUCCAAUAAAAUGAGAGAAAACAGUGAAACCACA
Molecule: messenger RNA, 5139 nt
Organism: Seriola aureovittata
Lineage: Eukaryota; Metazoa; Chordata; Actinopteri; Carangiformes; Carangidae
Product: sprouty-related, EVH1 domain-containing protein 2-like
Exons: 6
Coding region: 564-1961 (465 amino acids)
Biological process (GO): multicellular organism development; negative regulation of MAPK cascade
Cellular component (GO): membrane
Molecular function (GO): protein kinase binding
Source: RefSeq, a predicted model, not a curated record